CCUCACUCCUCACUCGAACUCGGAACUUAUAUAUUUCGCCAAGUUGGUUCCCCAACUGAGGAAGUCGUCCGGAGUUGAGGAAGAAGACUCUCAAGAAUAUCUCCAUCUUAGACUUGGCGGGUCAUUGCUAUCUCCUUCGCUCUCUUGCACCCGCCCACUCUGAAGGAUGUCAUUGUGUUUUGGGUAACCAUGCUGUUUGGAUUUUCAGUCUCUAUUGAAAUUACAAUUGUGAAAAUGAUUCUGUGAAGGUAGGCAUACAACAUUGGUGCUGCCGCAACGGAAAUUUUCGGAACAGAUAUUUCAGAGGUCGUUUGAUAUGACUAUUGGAACCAAUCCGUCCGGCUUCAAGUCAGGCAAAUCGUUUGGUCAUGAAAAAUUACGGUUUCGGAAUGGUAGAGUGAGGCCUGCUUCAUUUAUUUGUUAUAAAGAAGAGAAAGGACUCACAUAUGAACGCCAAGGGCGAAGGGUGUACCAGAUUGAGUAUGAGUCUAAAAAGAUCAGUGAUGCAGGAAUCCUGCAGCUAUUGGAUGUGACUUCUUGUCCGGAAAAGAAAAUGCACUUUAUCUUCUAUGAGAAAUUUGACCGCUUUCUGUUCGGAAAUUGGUUCAAGAAUCACCCAAAUGGGAUGAGAGACCAGCAUGGGGAUAUAAAACCUUGGGUUCAAGAUUCAAUUAGGGAUGUCAUGGUGACCAUAAAGAACAUGUUGAACCGUCGGUUACUCCAUUCAGGACUAGGAGAUUUGAAGAACUAUGUUAUUGCAGAAGGCAAGAUCAAGAUAAUUAACAUCAUGAGCAGUUGGGAGGACUUGGUCGACCCUCAAAAAUUGAAAAAUGGAGAAGAUGUUCAGACUUUGGUGGGCAAGAGAAGCUUAAACUCUCUCACAAGGAAAGAGAUAACAAGUGUAAAGAAACUAUGGCAAACUCUUUUGAAAUCUGAUAAUGCCUGGCCUGAGAGAGAUUACUUCCUCAGUAUCUUUGAUCAGAACCUACACCCGUGGGAUGUUCACAUAGAGAAAAUAAUUACUCACCCAUUCUUGAAGACUUCGGAAGGGAGGGUCAAGUAUUUUUCAGAGAUACAUCGUCAGCAUAUGACUGAUUCAAUUCCAAGACCUGAUGUAUUCUACAAGGCCAUAAGAAAUCAUUUUGGUAAGUAUCGUGGCACCAUAAACUCUGUGAAUAUGAGCCGUCAGUUGAAAGCACUCUACACUUCUGAUACAUAUGGCAAACCCAUUACUUAUGGCAACACCAUAUUGGGCCUUUUGCGGUUCUUAAGGAAUGCUUACGAGCACCGUGGUGCAGACUUUCCUGUGUGUGACUUGGAUAGAGAGAUUAGAAAGCAUUGGCCGGGCUUUCUCGAGAAACUUCAUGAGAAGCUCUAAAGUGGAUUAUUGUAAAUAUGUAGGACGUAAUAUUUGUUUCAGUAAUAUUCUGAGUUCAAGUAAUUAUUGUUGAUGAUGCGGCCUCACUAUAUGAAAAUGGGUAUGGUUCUUCAGUGCAUUGUAUAUAAUCCAGUUUAUUGUUUACUCCUUUGCAUUAUACCAAUCAGAAACCAUAUUCUCUCUGUCCAAGGGCAGAGAUUGUCUCAA
This is a messenger RNA of Rosa chinensis, 1585 nucleotides long. RefSeq lists its product as uncharacterized. The transcript has 5 exons. NCBI's taxonomy places the organism in Eukaryota, Viridiplantae, Streptophyta, Magnoliopsida, Rosales, Rosaceae. The coding region runs from base 317 to 1378 and encodes 353 amino acids. The record is from RefSeq and is a predicted model, not a curated record.